Ostertagia ostertagi is the source of this 1851-nucleotide messenger RNA. Lineage: Eukaryota; Metazoa; Nematoda; Chromadorea; Rhabditida; Trichostrongylidae. The record is from the annotation of a GenBank genome assembly.
AUGGAUCGUGCUGCUCAAGAGUUAGCGAUGAAAAUGGCCAGCAUGAGAACCGAUCUCGGGGACUGGAAACCACCAACAGCAGCGUCCUCGAGUCCUCCAGCAGUGGAGCGUCAAGAUUCGCUGUCCGCGAUUCCGCCACGGAAAAGAAGUUCGCUCAAAGAAACGCAACAAGAUUCAACUGGAUCACUCGAACUUCCAGCACAUCUUAACACCAAACAGAGGGACAGUGUCACUCCUGUUGAGAACCAGGCGAUCCGAAACUUACCGGCUCCAGCAUGGGCAGACUUUGAGACCUCGGCUCCAGAGUUACCACCCAGUGAAAGCGGAUUCUUCAGCAAUAAAGACAGCAACAAUGCAAAUGAUCUAUCGACUCAGGACAGCUAUGAUCCGUUCAUCAUACCAACGCAGUUCAAGCCGGAACGAGAUCCGUUUGCUCCUCCUGACAAGGACCUCAUCGACGAAGACUACGAUCCAUUUGCUGUACAACCGGUGGAGGACAUUGUGGCCGCAGCAAAAGCCAAGGCAGAAGAAGCCCGAUUGGCCAAGGAGGCUCAUGACGACGUCGACUUCUUUGGAGGGACACGACACACUUCAGGACAAAUUACUCGUCUUGUGGACGGUCAUAUCACUAAGUACGGACUACCGCUAGAGCACACCGCCCAAUGUACGGUCCUGCUCAAGUUCGGUUCACUCACGUACGGUGAACUGCAGUCGUUUGUGGCCACUAUCGAGGACGUGCUAUUCAAGUGUCCUGCCAAACGAGACACCAAACCUGUCUAUAAGCAAGACGAAGUUCAGAUUCAUUGCUACGACGAGUAUUCCGCCUAUGUCGACAAAGAAGGGGUGCUUUCGGAUCAGAAAGCCAGGGUGCGGCUGUUCUGCCUCGCUUUUGUAAGCGGCUCUCCGUUCUUGGAAAUUGGAUUGAACGAUAGGAGAAGGCAAGGAAAGGAAAUUGUGCGGCGAAAAGACAUCCUGCCGAUGUACACGGAACGAUGGAUUCGAUUUGAAGAUGUGGAAUUCCACUCUACAGUAGAUAAAGCAGCUUUUGAGAGUGAACAGGUGAUCCGACUCAGUCCUCCUGAUGGAUGCUUCUUCGAGGUCAUGCGAUUCCGCAUUCGUCCACCAAGGAAUAGGGAGAAAGCCCUGACCAUCAAGUGGAAAUCCGUAUCGAGGCGAUGGCAGCUGCACAAAUUGAGAAGAGUCGAGGAGGAAAAAGUACACGAAGACAAAUUCCGUGUGAAGACAUCGCUAUCCGAUUUCCCAUCCCAGAAGCCUGGAUCUACAUCUUUAGGGAAGAGCGACAUUGGGGUGUUGGAUCUGUUCACUCAAAGAAACUUGCGGCCAGGAAAAGUCAAGAACCUGAAAGAUCGACUACUCGGAGCAGUUCAAUCGAAUGAAGCAAAUCUGAUCGAAUGCGCCAUAGGAGAAGCCAAGUAUGAACACGUAUAUCGAUCACUCGUCUGGAGAAUUCCACGGAUCCCCGAGAAACACCAUGCGGCCUAUAAAUCACAUCUGCUCAGAUGUCGCUUCGAAUUGUCAUCAUUCGAUUUGAUGCCCGAUGCGUUCCUUCCCCGAUGCGAGGUUGAUUUCACUAUGCCGUUGGCUACAGUAUCGAAUACGGUAGUGCGGUCGGUGUCAGUUGAACAGCAUGAGGAUUCGGACAGAGUGGAAAAGUUUGUACGAUACGUUGCCAAAUGCCAGUACAAGGUGGAAAUUGACUACGUACAGUGCGCUGAUCUCGAAAUUGAUACUCUGGAUCCGUCGACGAAUCCCGAUGAAGCAAUGAAUACCGUACCUGAGCUGCAUCAACCAGCUUUCCAACCGGCUGAAAUUGAACAAGUGCACGAAGGG